This is a messenger RNA of Fusarium subglutinans, 4986 nucleotides long. Its product is annotated as t-complex 1 subunit beta. The record is from RefSeq and is a predicted model, not a curated record. Gene Ontology annotation, molecular function: ATP binding; ATP hydrolysis activity; ATP-dependent protein folding chaperone. The coding region runs from base 1 to 4986 and encodes 1661 amino acids. Lineage: Eukaryota; Fungi; Ascomycota; Sordariomycetes; Hypocreales; Nectriaceae. Gene Ontology annotation, cellular component: cytosol; chaperonin-containing T-complex. Gene Ontology annotation, biological process: protein folding. The transcript is spliced from 8 exons.
AUGUCUUUCCAACCAACCCAAAUUUUUGAGGAGGGCACUACUGAGGAGAAGGGUGAGAAUGCUCGUCUCUCCGCCUUUGUCGGUGCCAUCGCCGUUGGUGAUCUGGUAAAGAGCACCCUUGGUCCUAAGGGUAUGGACAAGAUUCUCCAGUCAGCCUCCACCGCCGAAAUCAUGGUUACCAACGACGGUGCCACAAUCCUCAAGUCGAUCGCCCUCGAUAACGCCGCCGCAAAGGUUCUAGUCAAUAUUUCGAAGGUCCAAGACGACGAAGUCGGUGACGGUACCACCUCCGUUGCUGUUCUCGCUGCCGAGCUAUUGAGAGAGGCGGAGAAGCUGGUUGACAAGAAGAUCCACCCCCAGACUAUCAUUGAGGGCUACCGGAUAGCUAGCCAGGCUGCGCUGAAGGCGCUGGAAGGAUCGGCCGUUGAUCACAGCAAGAACCCCGAGGCCUUCCGACAAGAUCUGCUCGCCAUUGCCCGAACAACACUCAGCUCCAAGGUCCUGGCCCAGGACCGCACUCAGUUCGCCGAAUUGGCCGUUGAUGCCGUCCUCCGACUCAAGUCCUCCGAUCUCAACCACAUCCAGAUCAUCAAGAAGGCCGGAGGCAAACUCAGCGACUCCUACCUCGACGAAGGUUUCAUUCUCGAUAAGAAGAUCGGUGUCAACCAGCCCAAGCGACUAGAGAAGGCCAAGAUUCUGGUGGCCAACACCUCUAUGGACACUGACAAGGUCAAGAUCUUUGGUGCCCGCGUUAAGGUUGGCUCAACAAGCAAGCUUGCCGAGCUUGAGAAGGCCGAGAAGGAUAAGAUGAAGGCCAAGGUUGAGAAGAUCAAGGCACACGGCAUCAACUGCUUCAUCAACCGACAGCUCAUUUACAACUGGCCUGAGCAGCUGUUUACUGAUGCUGGCAUCAUGUCCAUUGAGCAUGCUGACUUCGACGGUAUUGAGCGUCUUGCCCUGGUCACAGGCGGUGAGAUUGCCUCGACCUUUGACCAUCCCGAUCAAGUCAAGCUUGGCCACUGCGACGUUAUUGAGGAGGUUAUUAUUGGAGAAGAUACUCUUAUCAAGUUUUCUGGCGUGGCUGGUGGUGAAGCUUGCACAAUUGUCCUUCGAGGUGCCACAGAACAGCUCCUCGAUGAGGCCGAGCGAAGUCUGCACGAUGCCCUUGCUGUUCUGUCACAGACUGUCAAGGAACCCCGAACCACCCUUGGCGGUGGUUGUGCUGAGAUGCUUAUGGCCAAGGCGGUUGAGGGUGCUGCUACCCGAGUUGAGGGUAAGCGACAACUGGCUGUCUCUAGCUUUGCCAUCGCUCUUCGACAACUUCCCACCAUCCUUGCCGACAACGCCGGUCUCGACUCUGGUGACCUCGUUGCCAGAUUACGCAAGGCUCUCUACGAUGGUCUUACCACUUAUGGCCUGGACCUGACGACCCCUGGCGGUGGUAUUGCUGAUAUGCGAGAUCUCGGUGUUAUCGAGAGUUACAAGUUGAAGAAGGCUGUGGUGUCUUCGGCCAGCGAAGCCGCAGAGCUUCUUCUUCGAGUGGACGAUAUCAUUCGGGCAGCUCCUCGUCGACGAGAGCGUAUUGUUGUGCCAGUGCCAGCCGUUGUUUCUCAUCGCAAGAAUCUUCGCUCCCUGAGUGAUAUCGCCAAACCAAUGGAGCAAUCCAAGAUUGUCGACUUCUUUUCAUCUUCACCGUCCUCUCAACAAUCAAAACAGCGCAUCAAAAAGCGUAACAAACCAUCGCCAGCCAGAGCCGCGAAAGGUGGCAGCCAGUCGACUUCGCCCAACCCAGGCCGCGCAGAGUCACAACAAGCCAUGCCCAAGCCAAAUCAGAAGCCCAAGAGGCAGAGAUGGCAGGCAUCAACCUUCGUGCCCCGUGCAGCAUCUUUACAACCAGCUAUUCCCUCUACCCCAAUCUCCAAAAAUAUGUCAUCUCCCCAAAUCACGAAGAAGCGUCGCUUGGAGGGACGGAAUGAACGUGUCCCCGAAACUCCCCCUAAAAAACGAGUCGCGGCGAGUAGUCAAGGCCAACAAACGCCAAAACGAACAAGUCAAUUAGUUCAAGUAAACUCACCGAAUACACCAUUUGAUAUUUCAUCUGGAGAGAGCUCUGAUUCAGACUGUGUGAUUGAAAAAGUCCAGCCAUCGCCAAAGCGCAAACUCGUCGCACCCAGUCCACGAGCUCGACCCAACAAGAAGCGCAAGAUUGAUCAGCAAGAAUCUAUCAAUCGAGGCUAUGCCUCUAUCAAAGCAUCCGUCCUCGCAAAAGGCACAACAUUGCAAAGACAGAACAAACGACCAGCUGCUAGAGGGCGACCAGCUGCUUCUGUACCUCCUCAAGCACCCUUGCCCAACCUCACCUCGAGCAUUGCAGGCCCAAGUCGAAGCACUUCUGUCCCUCCAACUCAUAUCCCCCCCGAACCCCGUCAGAACGAGGUUGCAACCCAGAACGAGAAUGAGUCGGACCACGACAGUGAGAAAGCUCAGCCUUCUCCGAAAAAGCGCAAUCAGCUUGAACAACAGAAAGCCAAUGUUAAGCGACGACGAGUUGGCGACUCAAUCGAUACUCCUGUCUCGAUCGAUGCAGACGACGAAGAUCAGUCUGACUCGGACUGUGAGGUUGUCAAGGUUCUGGUAUCCCCAAGACGAAAGGCGGUCAAGCAUCGCGCUACAGCCGACAAAGAUAUCAAGGCCGAGACUGCUAAGCAACGAAAGGUUGCAGCUCAGCCCAAGACUCGGCCUCCCUCUGUUACAAAGCGGCCUACGUCUGCUAAGUCAGCGGUUACACGCGACACCACACCAAGCAAAACUUUACACAUCGAUCUUACCCAGGAGCCCUCCGAUAGUUCUGAUUUCUCAGACGAAGAGACUACGGUUCUGGCCAAGCCAGCGCUGCCAACACCAGUCGGGCAUAUCCUCGACGUCCAGAAUCCCCAAGCCACUGCUGCUAAGCAGCCCACCAACAGCAACGCCGUUCCUGCCCCGCAGGAGACCGUCCCUGUCAAUGAACAGAGGAAGCCCUCGCCGCACAUCACGGAUUGUUUGUUGGGUUGGUGCCAUGAUGAGUUGAAGAAAGCUUCCUCAAUCUCCAGAAGCAAUUCCCCGUCUCCCGACCAUGAUGUGCCCUUCUCCACCGCGCCUGAAUAUCAGCACGAUGAUGCCGUAGCGAAGAAAGUCAAGAUGGAAGCUCACGAUAGUGACAUGAAACCCGUCAAGAUAGAGAGCAUUGAGCAAUACUGCUCCGACGAUGACGAAUGUAGCAGUGAUGAAGAGUCUCGCGAUGGAGACAUGCGCCCUAUCAAGCAAGAGAGAAGCUCGGUGUGUGGGCAAUCCUCAGACAACGAAGAAGACUUCGACGAAAAGGACAUCAAGAACAUCAAAAAGGAGAGCUACUCAAGUCCCAUGAACAUUUCUUUUGUCAAGCAAUACGAGUCGCAUGCCGACGAAGACCGUGAAAAGGAAUACGACGACGGUGAGGAGGAAUACCAAGGCCUUCCUGACCUAAGUGAUGAUGAGGUGUCUCAUGAAGCCAAUACCAACGAGGUGGAAGAGAAUGGAAAUGUUGGAUCAUCGCCACCUGUGUCAUAUCAGCUACCGCAGGAAGACGUCUCUCCGAAAGCUGUCUCUGCCACACUCGAAGAGGCGGCCAUAAUUGAUUCCGCCAACAAGGAUUUGAGCAAUACGUUCGGCAUCCCGAAGAACAAUUUCUCCACUCCGAUCAAAACCGAAAAGGGUCUUUCGCCAUCCAUCUAUGAGCUUCAGCCAGUUUACAGCGGUGAGAAGCUCAUGCAGAGCCACACUCCUGGUACACCAUCGCCAUUCCGACCUCACCAUCGGGAUUCCCUCCUCGGCUUGAAGAGUAUCCUUAAGGGCUCGGGUGGACGAGGUCGUGCGAGCGAUAACGAGAGUGUGUAUUCUCCCUUCCCGGAUAUCUCUCCCCUUUCUGGAGAUGAGUACGCCGCUUCAUCACCUACGGAACGGAUACAGCAGAGCAAACAGCAAGCAAAGGCUGUCCGGCCUUCUGAGCGUAGACUUUACUCUACACCUCCUCACCGGGCUAUUGUGCCCAAGGCGGUGACAUUGCCGAGGCUCCUACCCAAGAACUGGACGCCGCCACUUCCAAAGGGAGCUCGAUGGCUUCAACAAAAAAAAGAUUUCAUGCCUUUACCAUCUAACCCCGAUGAUACCGCCGCGAGCGACGCAGCCUCAAGACAAGAAACGCCUACAAAGAUUGUCGCAAGGCGACCUCCCCGCGUUAACGACACGACAGACAUAGCAGAGUCUGAAGAUGAAGUUGAGAAGAAGCUCCAAGAGCAACAGUUGAAGCCAGGAACAGACAAACACUGGACCAAGCCUUCCGAGAAGGAAAUCAAGCCCCCGAUCAUCCGUGAUGGCGUUUCAGAACACGCCAUCAAGCCCACAGUUGCUUUGUUCAAGAAGAAAAUCGCCGCUGGGCAAGGCUUCAGUCACGAUACAAGCGACGAGUCGAAUCAAAAGUACAACUGGGAGAUUGACUGGAGUACGCCGGCGUCCCUGAGUGAGCGCGAAUCACAAGCCGUAGCAGCGGAACUAGAAUAUAGGGGAAUCAAGACCAGCAAGCAAUACAGCAACUUUUGGUACAAUCUUACGAUGAAGUUUUCGAGACUUGCAGGCUCGCCUAUUCCGCUUUUUACAGCAAAGAAAAAGGCACUCGAAACGUUUGUUGAGGAGGCUAUGCAGAACCAGGAAAUCAGACGGCGGAAUAAAAACAAGGACGCCCAAGUGCAAAAGAAAUCGAGGCUCCGAGAGAAGAAGAAGACAAAGAAGACGCAGCCCAAAGAUGUGGAUGCGUUCCUCAUUUCGGGAGAUACAGACGCUGAGAGUGAAUCCGAUGACUCCGAUUCCGAUCUCAACGGGGCUGAUCUGAUCGCCAGAAUGCGAGCGGACACAGAGAAACGGCAGAGGACAUAUGGAGGCGGAACGAGCUGUGGACGAAGAAGCAAGUAA